Molecule: messenger RNA, 744 nt
Organism: Brassica napus (rape)
Lineage: Eukaryota; Viridiplantae; Streptophyta; Magnoliopsida; Brassicales; Brassicaceae
Exons: 2
Coding region: 1-744 (247 amino acids)
Source: RefSeq, a predicted model, not a curated record
AUGAAUGUUCUAUCAAAUUUGCAAGAUAAAGCUGCUUCGGAGAGGAGAAUUGGUUACCAUCCGAGAUGUCAGAAGAUGGCUCUGACACACAUGAGCUUUGCAGAUGAUAUAUUGGUCUUCACAGAUGGAAAGAUCAGAUCUCUAGACAGUAUUGAUGAGGUUUUUGAAUAUUUCGCAAAGAUAUCAGGACUGGAGAUAAGUUUGGAGAAGUGUACAUUCUAUUUAGCUGGUGUGUCAGAUGCAAGAAGACAGGAAAUGGAGUCGAGAUACUCAAUACAAUCAGGAAAGCUACCUGUGAGGUAUUUGGGGCUUCCACUUCUUACAAAAAGGAUGACGAUAGCAGACUAUAAGCCGUUACUGGAUCAUUACCACAAGCAUGCCUUAAAGAGGUGGAGAGAAUAUGUGAAGCAUUUGUGGUCAGGUCCGAGCUUGAAUCCUAGAAAAGCAAAGGUUUCAUCGGAAGCUAUUUGUAAGCCAAAAACAGGAGGAGGAUUGGGUAUAAGAUCAAUGCGAGUGGUUAAUGAAGUAGGCUGUCUUCGACUGAUAUGGAGAAUUCUUACAUCAACUCCAUCUAUAUGGGUCAAAUGGAUUCAAACCUAUCUAAUCUGUGAUGAGAAUUUCUGGUCAAUAAAAGAUAAAACCAGCAAAGGUUCUUGGAUGUGGAAAAACAUCGUGAGAAAAAUGGCUCAAGGGUUUUUCAAGAAAGAGGUGAAGAGUGGCAGUAAAACUUCAUUCUGGUUUUGA